AUGUUCCUUGCGCUUCAACCUAAUAAUCUCUCAUGUCCAGAUAUGUCAUUCACUGCUCCACCAGUCACUACUGGACUCUGCAUAAAGCGAUUAUCAAAUGAUGGAAGUCGAGGUAUUGAUGGAAAGAAACUGAAAAUAAAAAUCAAACCAAUGUCUUAUGACAGUUUAAAGAAGAUCCUGGGAUACAUGGAAGGUAAUAAGAGAUUUGAACUAUCCUCCCGCUGCCCAAGUGUCCGAACGGCCGACCAAGUCACUCCACUGCGAAUCGAACAGUUCAAUUACUAUGAUGAGAACAAGCUGAUUGUGAAUGACACUGUUUAUGAGUUAUCGAUUAUCCGUCAUCUACGAAACGCCAAAAAUCCAGAGUCAAUCACGAAAGCCAAUGAAAAAGGAGGUGUAUCGUAUGACGUGGACAUUUUCGGUAGACGAAUCUGGAACUAUAGCGAAAGGAGGCUACCGACACCAGGCGACAUUGGCCCCUUUAAGUCUGACAGGAAUACGCACCCAGAUGUUAUUCAGAGAUUCCGGGAGGAUUAUGAAGCAGAUGUUGCCACAGUUCGAUGUAACAAUUAUCUGAAAUUGACAGUGUCAUUGGGUACAAAAGAAAUUGUGAACUACAAGAGAUCCAUUGGCAUGGCUAUGAAGAGUCUGACAUCUAAGUUCCUUGGAAACCGUAAAUCUCCCAUUCAAGUGAAUCAUCUCGCCAUGGAGGCUAAUCUAAUCAGACUGCCAGUUGGACUGCAAUUCAGGAUUAGAAAGUUGUCAACGCAUCAGAACUUUAAUAAAUUGAUGGAUGGAUUAAAGAAUAUCCUCGACGAACGCAGCUUCCCAUUGGAUUAUGUCCAGACACCCAGUGGUGACAAAGGAUACAAAGGAGUCGGCCAUCCAGUGGUACGUAGUGCCAAGAUCUUGGCGAUCAGUGACCGAGAUAAAAACACGAAUUGGAGCGACUUCCUUCCAAACCUCCACAAUCCGGAAAUCAGACUCUUGAACGAUGAGAUUGAGGAAGCUGUGAUCCCAGUAAUUACUAACUGGAAGUAUUUCGGAAGGGAUAUCGGCACUCAGUUCACGUCUUUAUCGAUUAGAAAGCGGUUUAUGCAGGAGAUAAUUGAACGAGUGACCAGACAGUUCCCGAGCGGGGUGGAAGUUAGUGAGAGAUGCAUCAUGAUUCCGCGAAACAAGGAUUCGGCGAUUCAAGUCUCUUUUGAGGAGGAUGGGAAUGAGUAUUUCAUGCCAAAAAUCGAGAUGGUCAAGAAUGAAUCUGAGUCUUCAAAAUAG
This is a messenger RNA of Caenorhabditis remanei, 1278 nucleotides long. RefSeq lists its product as uncharacterized. The coding region runs from base 1 to 1278 and encodes 425 amino acids. The transcript is spliced from 4 exons. The record is from RefSeq and is a predicted model, not a curated record. NCBI's taxonomy places the organism in Eukaryota, Metazoa, Nematoda, Chromadorea, Rhabditida, Rhabditidae.